CCGGAAGUUGAGCUGGGCGCGGUUCGGUUGCUACGGGGAGCUUGGAGGGACUUCCGGUGUGAGAGAUGCGCGCCAGGCUUGAAAAGGCUGAGGAGGGCGGGCAUUGCUUUAGGAAGCGGUGGGCGAAGGCAUUUGAAGCAUGUGACGAGGACAAGAAAGGAUAUUUAAGCAGGGAGGACUACAAGGUUGCUGUCGUGAUGCUUUUUGGCUAUAAGCCUUCAAAGGUGGAAGUGGAUUCAGUCAUGGCCUCCAUCAAUCAAAAUCAGCCUGGUGUCUCGCUUGAAGAAUUUCUCAAACUUAUGAGUACAAAGAAGUCUGUCCAUUUUUACCAUAGUGAAAUAAGGCAUCUAUUCACUGUUUUUGACAGACAGUGUAACGGAUUUUUAUCUUUUGAAGACUUGAAAAAAGCCUUUAAUAUUGUUGCACCAAAGUUGCCAGAGAGGAUCAUUGUUGAAGUAUUCAGGGAAGUUGAUCAGGAUUCUGAUGGCCAUAUCAGCUUCAAAGAGUUUGAAUCCGCAAUGAACUAUGGACAGGAAAAUUUCUCAGAAUUGCCUUUCACUUAAGGUAUAUUUCCUCAUGAAAAUGGCCAAAUAUUAUUUCCCUGUUUUCCUAAACAUAUAGAGCAUAUUCCUUCAGAAAUUUUUAAAAAUAAAUUCAAUUACACAUGAUGCUCUACAAAUGCCAUCUAUUGAAAUUUUCCAUGGAAUGUACUGUGUGUUUUAAUGUAGAUUCUGUUUUACCACUCUAUUCUGGUUUUCUAAUUUGUCUUCCUUGUUUUCCUUUUCCUGACAAUGUUGUUCAUGUGAACCAAUUUUAACAAAAUGAUACACCUUGCUCAUCCUGUAUGAAAGUGGAAAAAGGAAAGUUUUUUAAAAGUUCCAGUAAUCAUAUUCUUAAAGAAUUUGAGCACAUGCAACUGGAGAAUGGGGUCUUUUCAAUAUUCUGUUAGCAUUUCAUUCAUUUUAGUUAAUUAUACUAUGCUUUAUAAACAAUUUUCACAGCAUCUUACUGGAAGAAUGAAAUACAGUCAGCUCGCCACAUUCGCUAGCUGUCCCAAACAUGAGAGAAGGGACCAAUGAAGCUUGCGCGCAAGCCCUUCCCACCUCUUCCAAUGUCUGGGACAGCUUGGGAACAGCUUGCACAUGGGCUCCUCUGGCUCCUCCGAUCGCGAAUAACCAAAUUCGUGAAUGUCAUGUCUGUGAAUGUGAAGGGCUGAUUGUAUAAGUCCAUGUUAGUAGCAUUAUUUAGGAAAUAUAUUUGUGUGCCAUCUUUAAUAUCAAGGAGUGUUUUAAGCUGCAUACCUAUGUACACUUACAAGUAGAGUUGCCAUAUUUCUCUACUAUAAAUUGGGACAAAAUGUAGGACAAAAUAUAGGACAAUUGUAGGAUAAAAUUUAGCCCAAAAUGUAGGACAUGUAAGGUCCUCCCUUUUUCUUAAAUGUCCUACUUUUUGGGCUAAAUUUUAUCCUACAAUUUUCCUAUAUUUUGGUCUAAAUUUUGUCUUACAUUUUGACCCGGUUUAUAGGAGAGAAUUAUGGCAACCCUACUUACAAGGGAAUACACUCUACAGAAAUCAGGGAAUCCUAGGCUGUGUUCCCUCCUCAUUGGUGGCUUCAUCGUGAUGGAAUUCCAGCCAAAGGAGGGCAAGGGGGCCUAAGCAAGAGUUUGAAUUUUGGGAUGGCAAGGCAAUGUAAGGAAGAGUUCAGUAUCCAGUAAUACCAGUGUGGAGAAAGAGAAGUCCUCAGCAUACUGUUGGACUGCAACUUCCACCAUUCCUUAUCAAAGCUCAGUGGGAUAGUAAGGCAAAAUAAAGUUCAGCAGGCUCCAGUGGGUUCAAAGUCUGACAGGACUGUGAACAGCUCUGUGUGGAGCUCUGGUUCAGGACUUUUACAAGCAGGCUCAAAUUUUGUUUUAGCAACAAGAAAAUCUCAGUUUGAGAUCUAAAGGAGUCUUCAGCUUGAUCUUGAUUAUUAGCUCUGUCUCUGCUACUUCCUUGCCCAUAACCCUUUGCUGCUCUCUGUAUUGUAUUUGCUGUCUUCUUUCCUUCUUUAUUGGGUUAUGUAUUUUUUUAAUUGUCUCUGUACAAUUUGUAUAUGGUAUUGCAAGGAUGAAGGGUGGCUUAAACAAAUUACUAAAAUAAACUGUU
This is a messenger RNA of Sceloporus undulatus (fence lizard), 2145 nucleotides long. RefSeq names its product EF-hand calcium binding domain 11 (gene EFCAB11). The record is from RefSeq and is a predicted model, not a curated record. Bases 66 to 563 code for a protein of 165 amino acids. Lineage: Eukaryota; Metazoa; Chordata; Lepidosauria; Squamata; Phrynosomatidae. Gene Ontology annotation, molecular function: calcium ion binding. The transcript has 6 exons.